CGGUGCCCCGGGCAGGCCGGGAGGCGCUCCUGCCGCGCAGCCCCGCUCCGCGGGGAACGCCGCACAAGCCGGCCAAAGGCGACGCCGCGGCCCCUUCCGCAGGCCGGGUGCUGAAGCCCGGCGUGGGGCAGCAGGGGAGUCCCGCCCGCCGCAGGCGAGGCCGCGGCCCUGACUGGGCGCGGCGAGGCGGGAGGGGCGCGGCCGGCGCAGAGGAAGAGGAGGAGGACGAGAAGGGGAAGGACAUGUUGUCUCCCCGGCGGAAAGGGCGCUGCGGCCGUUCCCCGCCAGCCCCCGAGAAAAGCCAGCGGUCCCCGGCGGCGCGGGAACCCGGCGGCCCCACUAUGGAGGAGGGCAGCGGCUUCCGCCUCUCGGCCGAGUGCCUGGACGAGCCGCCCAACAGCCGCGUCUUCGUGGUGCUGGGCAAGGACACCGGGGAGGCGCUGAUCCGGGAGCGCUUCGCCCCCUUCGGGGACAUCCAGAACAUCUGGCUCCUGCGGGACAAGCGCACCAACGAGUCCCGCGGCAUCGCCUUCAUCAAGUUCGCUCGCAGCUCGCAGGCCUGCCGGGCCAUGGAAGAGAUGCACGGCCGCAGCCUGGUCCCCGACACCAAGCCCAUCAAGGUAUUUAUUGCACAGUCAAGAGCUUCUGGAAGCCACCGAGAUGUUGAAGAUGAGGAGCUUACACGAAUCUUUGUUAUGAUACCAAAAUCCUAUACAGAGGAAGAUCUGCGAGAGAAGUUUAAGAUGUAUGGAGACAUUGAAUAUUGCAGCAUUAUUAAAAACAAGACUACUGGAGAAAGUAAAGGUUUGGGCUAUGUGAGGUAUUUAAAACCAUCGCAAGCUGCCCGAGCAAUUGAAGAGUGUGAUCGAAGCUACAGGGCUAUUUUGGCUGAACCUAAAAAUAAGUCAUCGGAGUCUUUUGAACAUGAUUAUUAUAGUAAUAACACAAGGCAAGAACCAAGAGGAAAUACACUUCCAUUUUGUGGGCAGCCAGAGUUUUGUAGUUUUGAAAAAAAUGAGAGCAGAAUUCAAGAGUCAGUCUCCAAACGUCUGUCAGUGGUAUCGCAGCUUCCCUUUAUCCAAGAGCAGCUGUUUGCCCUCUUUGAUCUAGUCCCAGGACUGGAAUAUUGUGAUGUUCAGCGAGAUCCUCAUACUAAUAGUGGGUAUGCUGUGAUUCAGUACAGUACUGCUGCAUCAGCUAUAUAUGCCAAGUAUAAAUUACACGGUUUUGAGUAUCCUCCUGGAAAUCGAUUAACUGUCAUUUUCCUAGAAGAUGGAAGUGAUAGCUCAGACCUCAUCAGAAAAAUGGCAACACAGCUGGUAACAGCGCAUGUGUCAUCAGUGUUGCGGAAUAACAAUGCAAUUGCUCAGCAGUAUAGGACACCUCCUCAGGCAUUUGGAGGAACUUCUGGCUCACAGUUACUUCAGCCCCAAACAGAUGCCAUACUUCCACCACACAAAAAAAAAGUUCCACCUGACACUUCUGUGAAGGAAAGGCUUUUCAUACUUUUUCAUCCCCAUCCUUUACCCAUAAAUGUGUUGGAGGAUGUGUUUUGUCGUUUUGGACACUUGAUAAAAGUUUACCUGGUGGCUGGAAAAAAUGUGGGCUACGCAAAAUUUGCAGAUAGAGCAAGUGCCAGUGAUGCCAUAACUGCGUUACAUGGCAAGAUUGUGAAUGGUGUCAGGCUUAAAGUAAGGUUGGCAGACUCACCUACAGAAGAAUCUAACAAACGUCAGAGAACUUACUGAGCAGAAACUAAAUAAUGACAUGACCCUCAGCUAGCUGACUGACUGACUGAAAACGUGACUAGACAUGGUUCCUGUGGACAGUGACAGCUUUUUUUUUUUUUCUUUUUUAAAUUGUUACUUAGUUUAUCUUCUCUCUCUCUAUAUAUAUAUGGUGCUUUCUGGUUUUGAAAAUGUAGACAUGCCGUUUUGAAAAUUAUCUAGGCAUUAAAAAUUGUAAAGUAGUUGUUGUUCUUGUAGUAGUCUAUAAUCUCGUAUUACAGAAGUCUCUCUUUUAUGUUUAACUGAAUUCCUCCUCUAAGACGGAAAUUACAAUGAUGGGGGAGAUAAAGGAGUCAGCAUUUUGUGGCUUGACUGGUUACUUGAUAAUGAUUCAGAUUAUAACUGUUGAAAUAGAGGACAUUUCUCAUGAUCCAAAUUACAUUGAAAAUUGAAGUACAGCAGUAAAUUCAAAGAAAGUGAAAUAACUUGUUUCAAAAACUGCUAGCAAACCUGACAGUGCGAAGCUAGAUUUAAAAAAAUAGCCAUAAUUAAGAAAACUAUUCAAGUACAUUCUUAAAUAUUUUGUUGAUUUGGGCCAAAAGUAUUCAUUAUGCUUUUGUAUGCUGUGCAGCGAAAAGGACAUUUGACUGUGGGCCAGACUACCAGCGCUGUUUACAUUUAUUCUUAUCCUGAGGCCUUUUGGUUAUAACUGUGGGGAAAGUACGGAGUCUAGGGGUCGUGCUUUGCUUUGAGGGGUUGGGGGGCUUCUUUGGUCUUUUUUUUUUUUUACUUUUUUGGGGUUUUCUUGAGAAGUUUUCCAUGCACAUGUUGUUUAAGAAUUGGGCACUUCAGCAUUUCAGCAUGAUGAAGAGGAUUUCGGCAUUGAUGAAGAAUAAAUGAAGAUGGUUGCACAGAUAGUUUUCAAAUGCCAAAUACUUUUCUGUGUAUUCCUGAAUACUACUUGUUGAAUUGAAAAUAUCCUGGUUAUUAAAAUAAUUUAUACAGAUAAAA
Messenger RNA from Grus americana (Whooping crane), 2738 nucleotides. It is a transcript of the gene RBM45, whose product is annotated as RNA binding motif protein 45. The coding region runs from base 243 to 1748 and encodes 501 amino acids. NCBI's taxonomy places the organism in Eukaryota, Metazoa, Chordata, Aves, Gruiformes, Gruidae. The record is from RefSeq and is a predicted model, not a curated record. Gene Ontology annotation, cellular component: ribonucleoprotein complex. The transcript is spliced from 10 exons. Gene Ontology annotation, molecular function: RNA binding.